CUUGGACUAGCCUAGCGCUGUAAACAUGGCGGCGCCUAUACAGAACCACGUGUGGGUCGGUACCGAGACUGGAAUAUUAAAAGGCAUAAACCUUGUGAAGAGACAAGCCGCCAAUUACACAGAUGUCUCAUCUCUCACCCCUGGACAAGAAGUAAAUGUUAUGUGCUGGGGGGAUCCUCAGGAAUCCGAGAUCCUCAUUGGCUGCAAAGAUGGGACAGUGAAAGUCUACAGCGCAGAGAAAUCUAAAUUCACAGAAUUUCAUGAUUGCGGAGGAGGAGAGGGUGUGUUCCGUGGCCUUGGAAUCUUAGAUAAUGCCAUCAUAACAUGCGUGGAGUCAGGAUUACUCAAGGUGUGGCAACAGGGAUCCUCUGAGAAUCUAGAGCUGCAGGUUGGGCCCGGAGUGAGGAAGAUGCGCCAGUGUGAUGCUGAUCGUAACAAAGUAGGAACAGGUGGAAAAGAAAAUGAUUUGAAAAUUUGGGACCUGCAAAGAACAGAGGAACCAAUCUUCAGAGCAAAGAAUGUGAGGAAUGAUUGGUUGGACUUGCGAGUACCAGUCUGGAUUCGUGACCUAGAUUUCAUUCCAGGAACAGACAAGAUUGUCACUUGCACAAGUUACCAUCAAGUUAGAAUCUAUGACCCCAGUUGCCCUCAGAGACGACCAGUUUUGGAGGCUUUAUAUGGUGAAGAUCCUCUAACUGCACUGAGUGUCACACCCGAUGGCAUGUCUGUGGUGGUUGGAAAUUCUCAUGGUAACAUUGGAGUGAUCGAUCUGCGGAAAGGCAGUCUUCUGCGUGCUCUGAAGGGAUCUGCAGGCUCUAUUCGUUCUAUACAGUGUCACAAAUCAAUGCCCCUUGUGGCCUCGUGUGGUUUAGACAGGUUCCUGCGGGUACAUCACUUGAAUGACAAGGAACUUUUGCACAAGGUGUAUCUCAAGUCACGGUUAAAUUGUCUUCUCUUGACGUCACGUGACAAAUGGGAGGAAGAGGAAUUGGUUGCAACUACUGAACAGGAAGUCAAAGAUGAGGAGGAUGAAGUCUGGGACGCUAUGGAGACUGUGGUGGAGAAAACUCCAACUAUACGGCAACCGGUCACAAGUGAUUCUAAUGCAGAGGAUAUAACUAAAGUCUCCACGUCCAAGAAGCAGAAAAAAAAGAGGAAAGUCAUCUGAAAUGUACCAAGCUCUCUUAAAGUGUCUACAAGUAAAUGCUCAGCAUGGAAGCUGUUGUGCUUUUCCCAAGUUGCUGAUGGACAUUGUUAGAGCAAACUGUCAUUAAUGCACUUUGCUCAUUUUAGAACUUUGUCCACUUA
Pelobates fuscus (common spadefoot toad) is the source of this 1308-nucleotide messenger RNA. RefSeq names its product WD repeat domain 74 (gene WDR74). Gene Ontology annotation, molecular function: protein binding. The record is from RefSeq and is a predicted model, not a curated record. The transcript has 11 exons. Gene Ontology annotation, biological process: ribosomal large subunit biogenesis. Lineage: Eukaryota; Metazoa; Chordata; Amphibia; Anura; Pelobatidae. Gene Ontology annotation, cellular component: preribosome, large subunit precursor; nucleolus. The coding region runs from base 26 to 1168 and encodes 380 amino acids.